This is a messenger RNA of Durusdinium trenchii, 629 nucleotides long. Lineage: Eukaryota; Dinophyceae; Suessiales; Symbiodiniaceae. The record is from the annotation of a GenBank genome assembly.
AACAUCCUUGGACGUUGGCAGAUGCUGCUCUGGAAUAUGGACGUGACUUGACGAAGUUCUGGUGCGAGCUCCCGCAGCGCCUCCGCGAUCCGGAAGAGUCCGAGCCCGACAUUUUCAACGAGGUGGUCCAGUCGCCCCGUCGGUGCCAGCGCCACCAUCGCAUGCUUCGGAGCUAUGCGCGCCACGACUAUGUGGAGCUGCCAAGGAUUUUGGAUUCGGUCGGGUUGGGUGCCACGAUGGAACCUGUUGUUCUGGAUGUGGGCGGAGGCACAGGGACUCUGGCAAAGCUCAUCUUGGAGCAUUUGCAGAAGAGCCAUCCUGAGGUGCAGGUCUUGGUGCUUGAUUUGCCAGAGGUUCUUGCCCAGAUCGAGCCCUCCGCCGGACUUUGGCUGUGUGAAGGCGACUUGCGAAGCGAGUGGACAGUGCCAGCGGUGCCUUCCAUGGUGGUCAUGGCUCGUGUUCUGCAUGACUUCCAUGACAGUGCUGCUCUGGAGAUCUUAAGCAAUGCCUUCCAAACUUUGAAGCCAGGAGGGCAUCUUAUUAUAGUGGAGUUCGUUCUUCAAGAUGAUGGUGGAUCUUCUGGUGGCUUAUGUGACCUUCACUUGCUAGCUGUGACUGGGGGGCCGUGA